UGCGACUCACGGAAGGGACUCCACUCGAGCCUUGUUGUUAUUAUCCGGAGCUAACUGUCAGGCAGAGCAAACCACCUGUUUUAAACUUAAACGUCAACAUGUCGUCAGACUUCGAAGCCUACGAGCAGGACUUUGGAACCGCCACAGCAGAAGUAACCAACAAAAUUGGCAGAAUUCCCAAACUAAGUGGAGAGGAGAAGACACAGCUGGUUCUAAAUGUCGACAAACAGCUUGAAGAAGUCAGAGAGUUGCUGGAGCAGAUGGACCUGGAGGUGCGGGAGAUUCCCAUCCAGAGUCGAGCAAUGUACAACAGCAGACUGAAGAGCUACAAGCAGGAAAUGGAGAAGCUCGAAAAAGACUUUAAAAGGUCACGCAUUGCCUACAGUGAUGAGGUGCGCAACGAGCUCCUGGGGGAUGACGCCAGCUCCUCCGAGAAUCAGUUGAUAAAGUUACGUGAGGAGAGAGCGCAUCUGUUGGACAACACAGAGAAGCUGGAAAGGUCAUCACGGAGACUUGAGGCCGGCUACCAGAUAGCGGUAGAAACUGAACAAGUGGGCCAGGAGGUUCUUGCCAACCUGCACACCGACCGUGAGAAGAUCCAGAGAGCCAGAGAAAGACUGAGAGAAACAGACGCCAACCUGGGCAAGAGUUCUCGCAUCCUUACCGGCAUGCUGAGAAGGUAAGAGGCAGGAUCAUCCAGAAUCGUGUCCUGGUCUUCAUCCUCGGAGCCAUCAUCCUUCUCACCAUCAUCCUGGCCAUCUAUUUCAAUCUGCGAGGCCACUGAUCUCCCCUCUACACACACACAUACGCGACCCCCACGCCCCCCGCUCCCCGUCACAAAUACAAACACACGCGUGAUUAAUAGCGACAAAAGCGUUGUUCUGCUGUAAUUAGGACAAAUGGUCUCCAUGAAUCACUGUUUCCGAAGCCUGACAGGGAGUUUUUUUUUCCAUCUCUUUCUCCUUGCCUGUUUGCUGUCUCUUCCUCCUCUUUCUUCCCCUUUUUUUCACAUCACUUUGCUGCUUACCUUUCUUUCUUUUCUACUCUUCAGCUUUGUCCCCUCUCUGUCAGGCAUUCUCCUACAUCUCCUGGAACAAGAAUAGCUUGGGAGAUGUUUUUAAGAUUAGUUCAUAUUUUUCAUAGUGUCGUCCUCAAGGUGGUUUCGCAGCUCAUCCUGUCCCGAGGUGAACAAGGCCUUGGAAGUUUCUGUAAACUCCAAACAGAGUCACAUAUGUAGAUUCUUAUUUUUUUUUUUCUAUGAAAGAGGUCGGGUCAAGUGUUAUUCAGGGUGUGUGUGUGUGUGUGUGUGUGUGUGUGUGUGUGUGUGUGUGUGUGUGUGUGUGUGUGUGUGUGUGUGUGUGUGUGUGU
This is a messenger RNA of Scophthalmus maximus (turbot), 1368 nucleotides long. It is a transcript of the gene vti1a, whose product is annotated as vesicle transport through interaction with t-SNAREs 1A. Lineage: Eukaryota; Metazoa; Chordata; Actinopteri; Pleuronectiformes; Scophthalmidae. The transcript has 9 exons. Gene Ontology annotation, biological process: macroautophagy; retrograde transport, endosome to Golgi; vesicle fusion with Golgi apparatus. Gene Ontology annotation, cellular component: ER to Golgi transport vesicle membrane; SNARE complex; endoplasmic reticulum membrane. Bases 99 to 683 code for a protein of 194 amino acids. Gene Ontology annotation, molecular function: SNARE binding; SNAP receptor activity. The record is from RefSeq and is a predicted model, not a curated record.